AUGGACUUGACUUCUGACGAAAUCAAACUUGUCGAGAUCGCAAGAACGACAAUCAAUGCAAUCCCUAAAUCCGAUACCCACAGCGUAGCCAGCGCAGCCUUAUCAACCAAUGGCCAGGUUUUCACCGGCGUGAACGUCUUUCACUUCACGGGUGGGCCAUGUGCCGAGCUCGUGGUGCUCGGUGUAGCCGCGAGUGCCGCGACUCCCGGUCUAUCACAUAUUGUUGCUGUUGGGGAAGACAGCCACAAUGGAGUUAUUGUCAACCCCUGCGGUCGGUGUCGACAGGUCCUGCAUGAUUUGCACCCUGAAAUUCGGGUUAUUGUACGGAAGGGCGGGGAGGUGAAAUCUGUCUCCAUUGAUGAGUUGUUGCCUUAUGCUUAUGAGCUUAGAGACUGA
This is a messenger RNA of Penicillium coprophilum, 396 nucleotides long. Its product is annotated as cytidine deaminase family protein. Gene Ontology annotation, cellular component: cytosol. Lineage: Eukaryota; Fungi; Ascomycota; Eurotiomycetes; Eurotiales; Aspergillaceae. The record is from RefSeq and is a predicted model, not a curated record. Gene Ontology annotation, molecular function: cytidine deaminase activity; zinc ion binding. The transcript has a single exon. Bases 1 to 396 code for a protein of 131 amino acids.